Messenger RNA from Fusarium proliferatum ET1, 828 nucleotides. RefSeq lists its product as uncharacterized. The record is from RefSeq and is a predicted model, not a curated record. Bases 1 to 828 code for a protein of 275 amino acids. The transcript has a single exon. NCBI's taxonomy places the organism in Eukaryota, Fungi, Ascomycota, Sordariomycetes, Hypocreales, Nectriaceae.
AUGGCUCCAUUCAAGCCCACCCACUCUGGUCGAGGUAACUCUGAUCGAGGCGGCGCAAGACGAGGACGUCCCAAUCAUGGCGUAGAGAAGGCUGCACCUACCAUUCAGGCGCCAGAUCAGGAGGGUUUCAAAGCCGCCGUCCAAGCAGAGGUUUCUCGGCAGCUAGCAGGGUUGUCCGUCAAUGUCGGCGACUCAAACAUGACUGGUGUUGAGGGAUCUGAUCCCCAGCCCGGUCUUCCACGUGGAGGCGCUCGAUCGACUCGAAGGGGAUACACUGGCCGUAACGGUCGAGGCGGAUCUCACUUGGGGCGUGGUAGAGCCUACCGCAACAGUCAGACAUCGCACCGCCCAGGGACUGCGUCUUCCAAUAUGGAACCUCGAUUUCUCCCAUCGGCCACCGCAUCUGAGAUGAUUUGGGUGGCAGACAGACAGGGUAACAAGGCAGCCAAGAUUGUCAACCACACACCUCUAAGUGAUAACACCGAUGCCUUCGCGCAGAGACGACCCUACAAUCAAUGUUGGGGAGUUACACCUGGCUAUGGCUUGAACGAGGAGGCCCAGGACCUCUUGAAUAGGGCAGGACCAGGAUACACCCGUGUGAUGUAUCAGCUGGUCGCGGUGAGUGAGGAGCAUUUCAAUGCCGUCUCCCAGAAUGCCGUCGAGAAGACCAUUGAAGAUCACAAUGGGAAGAAUGUUAAGGGGAAGAACGCCCUCCUCUUGCGAGCUGGGGUUGAUCCGCAUCCAGAGCGAGAGGACGAGGAAGAGGAAGAGGAACACAAGGUGUGCGAUAGCCCUGAUGUCAAAAUCAAAACAGAGAUGUGGACAUGA